This is a messenger RNA of Paramacrobiotus metropolitanus, 2251 nucleotides long. Its product is annotated as calcium/calmodulin-dependent protein kinase type II subunit gamma-like. Bases 252 to 2168 code for a protein of 638 amino acids. Gene Ontology annotation, molecular function: ATP binding; protein binding; protein serine/threonine kinase activity. NCBI's taxonomy places the organism in Eukaryota, Metazoa, Tardigrada, Eutardigrada, Parachela, Macrobiotidae. The transcript has 3 exons. Gene Ontology annotation, cellular component: cytoplasm. Gene Ontology annotation, biological process: protein phosphorylation. The record is from RefSeq and is a predicted model, not a curated record.
AGUGAAUGCUAAACUCAGCCGCGUUCAUGCUAGUGUAUUUCGUCCUUAACAAUGUGCAUAAUUGCUUUUACUUUUGGUAACAACGGCACUCAGUUUUACAGUUUUACAAGGUUCCGUACACCAGAAAAUUGUCACUCCAUAAAGUCAUGCGUAGUUUGAAAUCUCCAAACAUGCGGUUUAGUGGCGGCCGUCUCAGCAAAACUGCAUUGGGUUAAGCGGGAAUCAGUUGAUAUAAUCCGGUAACUACGGAAAUGGAAAGCAUAGGCUUCCGCAAUUCCGGUGCUGUCGAAGAAAUUGGCAGCAGUAUACAGUACGACUAUGCGAAGGAUGACUUUAUUGGGAGGGGAGCGUUUGGAAUAGUUUACAAAGCCAAAGUCAGAAAAGCACUUUUACGAUUCCGCACUCCGUCCGAGCCAGAUUUCGUAGCCGUCAAAGUGAUGCAUGUCGCGAUUAAUUCUGCAAUUGCUGCCGAUCAACAAAACUGGAUGACCGCAGUGCAGAGAAUGAAACAACUUCCUGGACUGAAGCACAAACAUCUCGUACGCUAUCACAAGGUUUCCAUCACAAAAUCUUCGGGCGGAGUGACAGUGGAGCUGGCAAUGGAUUAUCAUAAAGGUGAUCUUGCGUCGUUUUUAAGGGAAGCUAAGGAAAACGCAAACCUUAUGAACAACUGGGGAAAAGUGAUUCGAUUUGCAGAGGACAUGACCCAAGGACUGGAAUUCCUCCAUCAAAAGGGCAUCAUUCACGGCGAUUUGAAGCCUGAAAAUAUUCUUCUGAUCGUCUCGCAAAAUGGCAGCGAGAAACUGGUGAUUGGCGAUUUAGACGAUCUGGUGCAAAUGAAAGAAAGCGCCACCUGCUCUGCAGACAUUUCCCAGUUACGAGGCACAACGCGCUAUAUGUCGCCGGAAAUGCUGAAGAAAUUUUCACAACAAGAAGCAGAGCGACCAGGACGAAAAACGGAUAUGUGGAGUCUGGGAUGCAUCAUUCUGGAGAUGGCCGAAAACUAUGCACGCGUGCCCAAGAAACAGCUCGUAAAGGAUGGGAAUAUCGUCGAUGCGGGAAGCGAUCUUGGAAAUUACCAGUACGCAUGCUUGAUAAUCGACGGUUACGUUCCAUCUGUAAGCGACGACAUUGAGGACAAUUUAGCGUGCAUUAUUCGACAGUGUUUAGAUACAAGUAGCGCAAACCGAUUAUCCGCCGGAGAAUUACUCCAGGAGCUACCGAAGAAAGACGUCAUAGUAUUUUUUGGGCUCAGGGAUUCUAAAUAUCUCUGCGUCAUGAUAUUCAAUCCGUUGACUAACUCUGUUAAUGUUCAAGAGGUGCGGGGCGCACCAAAACUUAAGGGGUAUCUGUGGCGCGAGUUAGCGGUAACAGCCAACAAAAUUGUAAUUACGGAACUGAUACGUCAUGGUGACGUCUACAAGGUGAAAUUCCAUUUGUGGAAUGUCGACGAGGGAACAUGGGGUCAACACGAGCCAGUUCCUUCUUUGAAUAUAAUAUUAUAUCCGUAUACAACGGUGGCUGCGGUAGAGGACAAGGCUUAUUUCUUCGACGAUACCGGAAUCUUAACAGAAAUGGACAUUUCUACAGGCGAAAUUGCACCUUUAACUCAACCAAAUCAACGCCCUCUCCACUCACCAGAAGCAGUAGCCAAAUGCCGUGAGCAGAUAUUUUAUGCUACUAGGAGCCGCCUCUUCCAGUAUGACACGGUGAUCAAGAAAUGGAAGAACUUACCAUGGCAACAAGAUCGCGAGUAUUUUGCAAUGGCCGUGGUCAGCGGACACAUAUACAUUAUGGGCGGAAUGCUUCGGGACGCAACGCUUGACUUUCCUGCAACAGCUGACUGUAUUCGUUUGAAACUGGGUUGUACAACGUGGGAAAAGAUUGAACCACUUCUUCAGCCUAAAUGGCGGCAUGCUGCUUGUGUUAUCAAGGAUCGAAUAUACAUCUGCGGCGGUAUGAAUACUGAAGACGAGAACGCCGUUACGAUAGAGGCUUACGACACCAGCGCCGACGCAGGAUGGUCGACUGUCAAUUUGCCGCCGAAGGAUAACAAACAGUUUGCAGCCUGGUUGGCUGCAUACACAUACAGUGAUUCGUGGUAUACACGUGCAACCACGGUUUCCGUCAAGCAGGGUAUUGACAUCUUUCCAGACAUAACCGCUUAAACGGCGUUUAGCAUCAUGCGUCGUUGUGCAUCGACUUGCAUAAUUAAAGCUUACGAAACAAAGUACCAAUUGAUAAAAAAGUA